Messenger RNA from Daldinia caldariorum, 975 nucleotides. RefSeq names its product trimeric LpxA-like protein. The transcript is spliced from 3 exons. Bases 86 to 679 code for a protein of 197 amino acids. The record is from RefSeq and is a predicted model, not a curated record. Lineage: Eukaryota; Fungi; Ascomycota; Sordariomycetes; Xylariales; Hypoxylaceae.
GCUUUCAGCUUCGUUCGCAAGCUCCAGCUUCAGCUCUCUCAAAUUAACAACCGCAUCAAACAUUACUCGCGCUCCUCCGUUCAAGAUGUCUAGAAGACCGGUAAAGGGCGAGUACAUCGAGACCGACACGGGCAAUAAGGUCUCCCGAAAAGCCAUCCUGAUCGGAACCCAGCACAUCAUGUUAGGCGGAAAGACCGUCAUCCAAGCCGAAGCCAUGAUCCGCGGCGACCUAGCGAGAACAGGGCAGGCCGUAUCAGGUUCGAGCGCCGCUCCCGGUAGCAAUACGGCCGUGGCAAUCGGUCGUUAUUGUUAUCUGAGCAAGGGAUGCUGUUUGCGUCCUCCUGGUCGCAUAUAUAAAGGAACAUUUACUUUUCUCCCGCUCAGACUAGGCGACCACGUUUUUAUCGGCGAGAGUACCGUCGUCCAAGCAGCAACGAUCGGCAGCCACGUUUACAUAGGCCAGAACGUCGUCGUCGGCGAAUUUUCCAUAAUCAAAGACUACGUCCGAGUACUCGAAGGCACCGUAAUACCUCCCAACAUGGUUAUACCGAGCUUCAGCAUCGUCGCCGGCCAACCGGCUCGAGUUAUUGGCGAGGUACCGGAGGGUGGACACGAAGCGUUCGAGCUCCGAGAGCUUUACAAGACGGUCGGAAAUAAUCCACAGCCGCUACCAGUGUGAUUCCAACGCCCUUUGGGUUACGCAUAUACAAUUUUCCCUUGCCCACGGACAGGUCUGGUAUAGUAAGAGUCAGCUAUUCCUGAAUUCGACAUUAGGGUCUAUCCAACGCUAGGCUACGAUAAAGGCAUGAAACGGCCAGGCAAAAAUAUAUUCGCGCCGCAUCGAGCUCGACGUGGUGGCGAUUGCGCCUUGGAUUUUUCUCUCCAAGGAUAGAGUUCGCCGCUAACCUAACCCAACUAAUCUGCGUCUUUCUCAAACAACGAGAACGGUGGGAUUAUAAUUAUCACGAGUUGUGC